AAAACGACAAUUUACGUAUUAUGCGAUCGAGAAAAAUAUAAGAUAUAUAUUUCAGAUGGUAUUGCAAAACUAAAACUCCUAAAAUAGAAUAAUGAAUUUACAUGAAUAAUCAUAUAUUAUUCUUGUUAAAAUAUUUAUUUCUCAAUACAGGAUUUAAAGCCGGCAGACCGGAUGCCCAUUCCAGCUUUUAUAAAUAACAUAUACGUGCCGCCUUUCAGUUCAACGAACGAAUUGAACAUGUUUCCUCGUCGCAAAUUGCAAACUUCUUCGACCAGUGAAACUAUUUUUUCUCCAAAACUUGGUGGAUACAGAACUCCGACUCGAGCACAUAAUAUUUCAUAUUCUUCAUUGAAUUCAUAUUCUUUUGUUGCCAGUGGGUCUGUUGAAAAGCUUCACACGCUCCAGACUUAUGGAAAUCCUAUGCCUGUUUUGGUUUCUGAAGCAUUGAAUAUUGCUGAAAAAAUUACAGAAUAUACUGUCAAGAUUGAUCCUUCUGGCUGGGCAUGGCUUGUUGGUGGUCGAAAAUUAUUUAUAUGGCGUUACAACCAGAGCAGUUAUGAGAAGAGUUCAAGAAUUGUGAAAGAACUAACCCUUCCACCGAGUGAUUUAGCACAUGAUGCUAACAGGGUGUGUGUUAUCUGUAAUCCAAAUGAGUCUCAACAAGCAGCAUGUAUUGCUGUGUCACCUGAGGGAAUUGUUCGAUACUGGUCAAGUAUUGCUCAUGAAAGCGCUUUCAUUGAAAUAAAUGCAGAACUGAAAGGAGAAGAAUGUGCCUGUGUUGUUAAUUUGCAGCCUCAUGGUUGUAUUCUAGCUACUACAACUAGCUCAUUUGUUCUUCUUUCUCCAACUCCGGAACAAAAUUCAAUUUCCUAUCGCAUUAUCAGAGCUUCACAAGGUAUGCUUGCUGGUAUCACAAGCCGCAUGACCUCUUUCAUAUUUGGCUCAUCAUCCGCUCAAGCUUCUGGAGCUGCUCUUCAUGCAUUAAUAGCUGAUGAUGAUUAUGAAUUGGGCAAAGAUCGUUUCUUCUAUGUUCUCUCAGGAAAUGUCCUUCAAAAAUGGUCUAUGGCUGCCAAUAAUACAGAAACUUUACUCUUUCAGUCCAAUGUUGAACGAUUGUUUCGAAUACAGCUGGCUAAAAAAAUAUGGAACCAAGAUGUCACCAGAUUGCCUCAGUUAAAUAUCUGGCUUCUGGAUUUGCAGCUCACUUCUUUUGGUGUGGUUAUAUUGGCUGCUGCUAUGAAUCCGGAAGUGAGAAAUGUCGUUCAUUAUGCUGUUGGUUCACUGUGUCUUCAGGAAACUAGUGAGCCUAUGGAGUUAGAAUCAUUAACAGUUUUGGAACAUGUUGAAAUGUGGCAAGAAUCUAAUGAAGACCACAUCCUUGGCUAUCAUCUCUUGGUCUCAAAUGUUGAAGGAGAUCAUGCAUUGAUUUACUGCAAGACUCAAGCUCAUUGUAUAUCAUUGGAUCAAAAUUUCCCUUCAGAAACUGUAGACUUCAACCGUCCUGGAGAUCAGAUUCUUGGAGUUGGCAGAUAUGAUUGCAAUCCUCUUCUAUUCUCUGCUCAUCGUGGAAUAUUACUUGUCUCAAAGCUAUCAAACCAGCAAAACUUUGGUGUUGAUUCAGAGCCUGUUUUUGAAAUAGAAGAGUCUACAACUGGUGAUAAUUCAUUGCAGAGUAUCUUCACAGCUGCAUUUGUUGCAUAUUGCCAUAAAAAAAUAAAAAAAACUGAAGAACUUUUAACAAAAGCUUUUCCUGCAUACAUGACUCAAGAAUUUGAAAUGGAGACCAAUGAAACUAAAGUGUUGCCAAUUAAAACUUCCGAACUGGACACUAUAAUUGCUCAAACCAGCUUGUCCAUUAUUGACGACUAUCCGUCUUCUGACCCACGAUGGGCUGAAUCUUCUAAAGGAUCAGUUCAAGAUUUUGGCUAUAAAAGCUCCAACUUGAUAUUGAAGCAAUUAGAGAAAAAAUUAAACUUGCAUGAACUGUUCAACAAAUUUUUGAGACACUUUAACCUGACAGACAAGUUAAAUUCAAUUCCUGUACGUGAUGUGAUGAUGGACACUACAAUGUUUCUUUGUGAGAAUGGAGAAAAACUCGCUGCAAUGAUAGCUUUACGAAGCAGUGAACAAGAUUAUAAAUUCUUAGAAGAAAUAUCUUUACUUGCUACAUUAAUCAAACGAGUGGUUGACCGAAAAGGUGAAACACAGCAUUCAAUUAACCUUACCCACUUUGAUUUAUUCUAUCGCGAGGUUUCUUCUGUUCAUGAUAUCUUUAAUGAGUGCUUGGAAUAUGAACAUGAUCAUUUAACAGCAGAUAUGGACCCUAAACACAUAGUGAAUCUUGUGAUCACUAUAAAUGACCUAAUAUUGUAUGUACUACAACAAACUUUACGGUAUCGUUCAAAUAAGCAAGAUUAUUACAGACGUUUUGCUGACAUUGUCAUUGAGACAGAGUAUAUCCCAUGGACAUGUUCUGUGAACAGGCAAGGAAUGAGGGCUUUGCUUAAAAAGCAGUGUUCAAUGACUAUGGAACAAGGUAUUGUUAAUGCUCAAGACCAUCAUUAUCAGACCACUCUUUUUAAUCAGUUGACUGAUUUGGCAGAUAUUCUUCUUGAUGGUUAUACUUCUCAACUAACAUCUCUAGAAAAGUAUGACAAGACAAGCUCGCGUUAUACUCAACUAUGUAAAAUGUAUGAAGAAGACCGAGCUCUUCUUACAUCUAUGCUUAUGAAUCACCAAGAAUAUGCAAAAGCUGCAUCUCUGGCUGAAAAAUAUUAUGACUUCAAUACUUUGGCUAAAGUCUGCGACAUUACAGAUGAUACUGAAAGACUUGAAAAAUAUUGUACGCUUUUUGUACAUAAAGGUUUCCGUGAAAGCAUGUAUAAUUACUAUUUAAAUAUGGGUAAAAGAGGGAAGUUAUUGACAAUGCCUAUGACUGUUGAACUAAGUCUUGUUUUGAGCAAAUGUAAAUCUAUUAGCUGGCUUAUGGAUAUAGAAACACAGGAUUAUUUUUCUGCUUAUGAAACUCUGAUUAAUCUGGCAAUGGAAGAAAAGAAAUUUGUUGCUCGCAAAAAGACACUACUAUCCAUGGCUAAACUUUGUCUUUUGUGUACUGAUAAUGCAGAUCCUAAUCUUAUAUCUGAAAUUAAUGCUGAACAAGCUCUAAUCACACAUCAAGAACUGAUUCCACAGGAAGUGUUUCAGAGUACUUGCAUUGAUCCUAACAAUAUGAGAGUUCUACUGCCUCAUGAAAUGAUUCAGCUCUAUAUUCAUGAAGAUAAUCUACAAGCUACUGAGUACCACUUUAAAAUGGCUCUGGAUCUCAUUUCAUUUGUAAAACAAAAAGAAGCUGAUAUUGACUGCCAAGCACUCUUUUACCAUAUAUGGGCUCAAUCAAUUUUGAGAAACAAUUGGGCAAGACGAUCCGAUGAUCCUCUAGAAGAUUGUACAUCGAAGCUAUUCUACAAAAUAAUCUCCUUGAUCCUUAAACAAAAUGGUGAUAUUAAAGAACUACUGCCAGACAAAACUCCCCUGAUUGCUUCAGAGGAAUUGCUUCAUCUCCAACAAGAUGAUAAUUUCUUAUUUUUGUUAGAAACAAUAUAUGAGCAAGUCUAUCACAUUGUAUGAAAUAGUUGUCGAGGAGUUAAAGGUUAUUAUUCGCUGUAAAGAAAUUUUAUUUAUAUGUACAUAUUUAUGUUUAUUUGAAUGUAUGUAUAUAUUUUUAUGUACACACACACACA
Molecule: messenger RNA, 3740 nt
Organism: Octopus bimaculoides (California two-spot octopus)
Lineage: Eukaryota; Metazoa; Mollusca; Cephalopoda; Octopoda; Octopodidae
Product: nuclear pore complex protein Nup133
Biological process (GO): transcription-dependent tethering of RNA polymerase II gene DNA at nuclear periphery; protein import into nucleus; poly(A)+ mRNA export from nucleus
Cellular component (GO): nuclear pore outer ring
Molecular function (GO): protein binding; structural constituent of nuclear pore
Source: RefSeq, a predicted model, not a curated record